Molecule: messenger RNA, 1095 nt
Organism: Oppia nitens
Lineage: Eukaryota; Metazoa; Arthropoda; Arachnida; Sarcoptiformes; Oppiidae
Product: cysteine synthase B-like
Exons: 2
Coding region: 37-996 (319 amino acids)
Cellular component (GO): cytoplasm
Source: RefSeq, a predicted model, not a curated record
AAAAAUACAUAUAUACUACAUUUAAUUGAUCAAAAAAUGGCCAAAACAUACGGACAGACAGAUAUCAAGGAAUCGGCAUUGGAUUUGAUUGGCAAUACACCACUCGUAGCACUGGACAGGAUAUGGUCGGGACCGGGACGUAUACUCGCCAAAUGCGAGUUUUUUAAUCCAGGAGCCAGUGUUAAGGAUAGGUCGUCACUAUCGAUGGUACAGAAAGCGCUCAAAUCGGGAAAACUAAAACCCGGACAUCCGAUUGUUGAGGUGACCAGCGGUAAUCAGGGUUGCGGUCUGGCACUGGUAGCUGCCGUUUUAGGUCAUCCCAUUACACUGACAAUGUCGGCCGGCAAUAGUCCCCAAAGAGCAACAAUGAUGCGCGCAAUGGGAGCUAAUGUUGUGUUGGCGCCACAGGUUGAGGGCACUCCCGGUAAUGUAACACUGGCCGAUGUUACUGAGGCCGAAAAUUUGGGACUGAAAAUUGUUGAAGAAACCGGUGCCUACUAUGUCGAUCAGUUCAACAAUGACAACAAUUGUAAGGCACAUGAAGAGACAACCGGACCAGAGAUAUGGCGACAAACUGGUGGACACAUCGACGCAUUUUUGGCUACUGUAGGAACAGCGGGAACUUUUGCCGGUGUUUCACGAUAUCUGAAACAACAAAAUAAAGACAUUCUAUGUGUGGCUGUCGAGCCGGCCGGUGCUGAAGUUAUUAAAGGAGAUGCAGUUACCAAACCGUUACAUUUACUGCAAGGAUCGGGAUAUGGUAAGGUUCCCCGAUUAUUCAAGUUUGACACUCUGGACACUACUAUCGGUGUUACUGAUGAGGAAGCAGUUGAAUACAAGAAACUUUUGGCACAGCGAGAAGGCCUUUAUUUGGGCUAUACAUCCGGCGCUAAUGUUGCCGCUGCUGUCAAAUUGCUAGAGUCGGGCAAAUUGCCAAAAGACGCCUGGGUGGUCACUGUCCUCAACGAUACGGGACUUAAAUAUCCAGAUAAUUAAUAUUUUGAAAUUUAAUGAAUAUUUUUAUCGAUAUUUUUUAAAAAUAACUUUGUUUUAAUUUACAUAUAAAUAAAGUUUAUUGGAUUAAAUAAAAUGAAA